AUGGUAGCCAACCAGGUGAGUGACCAGCACUUCCGGGCUUCCGCACCUCGUCUGGCGGCCCGCAGGCACUGCCCCACCACGGUGCCAGCCACACUCACACCACCCCAGGCACUGCCCCGCCACGGUGCCAGCCACACUCACACCACCCCAGGCACUGCCCCGCCACGGUGCCAGCCACACUCACACCACCCCAGGCACUGCCCCGCCACGGUGCCAGCCACACUCACACCACCCCAGGCACUGCCCCACCACGGUGCCAGCCACACUCACACCACCCCAGGCACUGCCCCACCACGGUGCCAGCCACACUCACACCACCCCAGGCACUGCCCUGCCACGGUGCCAGCCACACUCACACCACCCCAGGCACUGCCCCGCCACGGUGCCAGCCACACUCACACCACCCCAGGCACUGCCCCGCCACGGUGCCAGCCACACUCACACCACCCCAGGCACUGCCCCGCCACGGUGUCAGCCACACUAACACCACCCCAGGCACUGCCCCGCCCCGGUGCCAGCCACACUCACACCACCUUUUCUGGCUGA
This is a messenger RNA of Eriocheir sinensis (Chinese mitten crab), 546 nucleotides long. RefSeq lists its product as uncharacterized. The record is from RefSeq and is a predicted model, not a curated record. The transcript has 3 exons. The coding region runs from base 1 to 546 and encodes 181 amino acids. NCBI's taxonomy places the organism in Eukaryota, Metazoa, Arthropoda, Malacostraca, Decapoda, Varunidae.